Molecule: messenger RNA, 2814 nt
Organism: Pelmatolapia mariae (spotted tilapia)
Lineage: Eukaryota; Metazoa; Chordata; Actinopteri; Cichliformes; Cichlidae
Gene: neu3.1
Product: sialidase 3 (membrane sialidase), tandem duplicate 1
Exons: 3
Coding region: 474-1700 (408 amino acids)
Biological process (GO): ganglioside catabolic process; oligosaccharide catabolic process
Cellular component (GO): membrane; intracellular membrane-bounded organelle; cytoplasm
Molecular function (GO): exo-alpha-sialidase activity
Source: RefSeq, a predicted model, not a curated record
AAGCACGUUUACAACCAGGAAAUGCUUUAUUUUGUGUAUUGUUUGGCAAAUAAUUACUCUCGGUAGAUUUUAAGCCUGACCUGUGUUUGUUUAAACCGGCUGGUUAGCUAGCUUCUGUGUGGGGCGUCCCUGCGGGGGAAGGCCGUUUUGGAGCGGCGUAGUUAGUGACAGCCAUAACUGAUAUGUAUUCAUUAUUGCGGUAGUGCUAGUAAGAAAAACACAAUCAAAUACGAAGGUGGAUAUAGUCAAUGCAUAAAGUCGACGUUUAGUUUAGCUGAGAAGCGAACGCGGAAGGGAGCGUAAAAGUCUCUCUCGGUCUCAGGUACGGCUUCGUUUCUGAUGAACCAACAGCAUCAGUGUCGUGAACAUCAGAGGUCUCCGGUUUCGCGUGCGAUUAUAGACGGUAUGAUGUUCAGACAAAGAUCACGAGUGGGACCUGUGAAGAGCGACCAGUGAAGGAGCUCUGAUCCACCAUGGGAAACACGUCGUCGAAGGGAGACAGCGGAGAAGAACCUCCUAAAACAACUUUGUUUGAAAGGGAGCCAAGUGGGAUAACAUACAGAAUCCCUGCUCUCGUCUAUCUGAGGCACUGUCACACCUUCCUCGCCUUUGCAGAGAAGAGAUCCUCACCCUGUGACAAUGACGCCAAAAUUUUCGUUAUGAGGAGAGGCACCCUGAAAGAGGAUGGAUCCAUGCAGUGGUCGUCCAGUCAGGAGCUGUCCUCGGUGUGCCUGCCAAACCACCGCACUAUGAAUCCUUGCCCGGUGUAUGAAAAAAACACCAAAAUGCUCUUUUUGUUUUUCAUCUGUGUGUGGGGCACAACCACGGAAGCGAAGCAGAUCCUGACAGGUAAGAACAAGACUCGCCUUUGCUACGUCAGCAGCCGAGACGACGGCCAGACUUGGAGCCAAGUGACAGACUUAACUGAGAGUGUGAUCGGCGAGGCCAUCCACAAGUGGGCCACGUUCGCCGUGGGCCCCGGCCACGGUGUUCAGCUUGAGAAUGGCCGACUGAUCAUCCCUGCGUACGCCUACUACAUUCCUUACAGAUGCUGCUCCUUCCCCAUCCCUUGCACAGUCUACCCACGUGCACUGUCAGUAUAUAGCGAGGACUUUGGACAGACAUGGCACAUAGGUAAGAUGCUGCGGAAGAAGUCGUGCGAAUGUGAAAUGGCCGAGAUCAUAGACCACGAGGGCAGGAGCCACCUCUACUGCAAUGCUCGUAAUGCCGGGGGCCACAGGUGUGAGGCUCUCAGUGAAAACAGCGGCGUCUACUUCGACAAGCCCCACAUGGCCCCGGAGCUGGUCGAAACGCGCUACGGAUGUCAGGGAAGCAUCAUCGGCUUUCCCGCUCCAGAAUUUGUCCCAAACGACGACGCGGAAAGCAAAGCCUGUGGCACGUCGCUCCUGUCACCAGACACGCAAACCUGGCUCCUCUUCAUGCACCCGACGAGCAAGUCCAGAAGAAGGGACAUGGGUGUGUAUUUAAACCGAUCCCCCCUGCACUCAUCCGGAUGGGACAGACCCAGGAUCAUCCACAGGGGGCCCAGCGGCUACUCGGACCUGGCUUACAACGGGGACAAGGAUCAGUUUUCGUGCCUGAUGGAGUGCGGGAAAGAGAGUGAACUCGAGCAGAUUGCCUUCGUGUCGUUCUCCCUUAAUGAUGUCAUGCAGACAGGCGGCAGGAAAGAAAAGCGUUGAGCGGUCUAACUGCGGUUGCUUUUAUUUCUGUGUUAGCAAACGAAGCUCUCUGACAUUCCCCCACAGCCUAAAAACAAAAAAAGGAAAAAAAUAGAGAGAAAAACAAAACAAAAAGCCACUAAAUAUGCUGUGCAGUAACAUCCGUCUGUGUUUACUAUUGUUCCACAUUCUGGAGAUGAUAAUGCAUGCAUGAGUCGUGUGUUUUGCUGUCUCCUUGUUUACAUAGGAAAAAAAGUUAUUAAAAGAUUAAAUAUUAUUAAUAUGCAACAAGCUGCAUAAGGAAGAACACUAUUCUGAAUAGGCUAGGUGGUUUGUUUCAGGCAUGCUGUGCUGGACUGUCACUGGCUUUGCGUGUAGCAUGUUUGAUAAGCACUUCAUCCCCGUUUGCAUCUUAUUAAACUGCCAGUGUUUUCUGAGCAGCAGAGACAAUUUGCCUACCUCUUUUUAUUUUCAUACGAAGAUCAUAGCAGGCCUUGGAAAGAGUUUCCUCCAUGCUCAGUCUCUCCUUUUUUACACGUCAUGUGCUCUGAUUCACGUAUGCCUUCUUCUCCACUGUUUGGAACGUGGCCUGUCAGUGCUUUUUCCCCCCUGCAGAGUCACAGUCGGUGCCAUAAAGGUGGCAAUAAAACUGGAGGGAAAAGAUGCAUCCAGCUGACCAACUUCAUCUAAGUUUUUCUUGGUUGUUUGUUUUUAAAACAUGUGAUAGAUUAAGGCUACUUUUUACCGCACACAUAUUUUUUAUGACAUUAAUUUUCAAAAGCAAUACAGCACUCCGUUAUUGUUGAUUUCCGGCGCAUUGAGCAUGACUUUCUUUUCCCAGCGUAAAGUGCGUCGCUAUGACCAGAUACGACUGGCUCGCUGCUGGUUCGCUAAUGACGGCAUGUGACAUCAGAUGAGGACUCGCUAUUUAUGAAGCCACUAGGAAUUUGCACAUGCGGAAUAUUGUACCGUGUGACUUUAAUGUCCCUCUUUGCCUGUUGUUGUGCGGCAGACAAGAAAAAAACAUUUAGAAAAAGAAGCCUCGAGGUGGCAUUAGUUUAGUUGUGUUUCUGUUGUGGAAAGUGACAAAAAAAAAACCCUGCAUGAAACGUGUAUUUUAGUAAAAUAAAGGUAA